AGCUCCCCCUCCCCGCGCCGCCUCCUCCCAGCCGGGCUUUCCGGUUUGGAGGCUGAUGAAACUGAAAGUGCUGCAGCGGCAUCUGCUUCAGGGAGGUUGCUUCACCUUCAGCUGAGUAAGGAGCGGGGGAUCAGGUGGCAGGCAGAGCCUUAGAGCCAUAAAGCAUGAGCGGAGGAGUCGAGUCUGGCCUCUCUGAGGAAAUGAUCAAUCUCACCAGAGGACCUUCAGGGUUAGGCUUUAACAUUGUUGGAGGGACGGAUCAGCCAUACUUGCCCAACGACAGUGGCAUCUAUGUCAGCCGGAUCAAAGAAAAUGGGGCUGCUGCUGUGGAUGGCCGAGUACAAGAGGGGGACAAAAUUUUAGCGAUUAAUGGCAGGGACCUCAAGGACUUGCAGCACCAGGAGGCUGUGGACUUGUUCAGGAAUGCAGGCGAUGACGUGUCUCUGAAAGUCCAGCACAGGCUGCAGCCACAGAAUGGCCCAGUGGUUUACAGAGGAGAUGGAGAGCCAGGUGGUAUUCCCUUAGCUGCCAUUUUGGUGCCAGGUUUGGCACUAGCAGUGGCUGCAGUGUGGCUCUUCCUGAGAUAUCGACAGCGGAUGUGAAAAUUCACCCUCCAAAGAUCUCUGCGUAUUUUCCACAUCUAUGAUAUAAUUUAAAGAAUGAGAAUCAACUGGUUUUUUUCCUGGACUGACAUCGAAAAGGGUUAUUGCCUAUCAUAAAGUUGCUGCUGAUGUUCACUACGUUUUUUUUUCUUGUGGGAUGGAUAGAGUAGGAUGAAAGUAAGAGAUGAAUAGGAUGAUUGUGUGUAAAGUGGGAUGUGCCAUUUCUCCCUAAUCCCAUGGAAGUGUUGCCACCCCCUUUCUCUUGCACCCUGAAUGUUCAAAUACUUUCACUUAUUCCCUAUUUUAAUAUGUGACUUCUAGGUGGGGAGGGUUGGGAGGGCUGGGGGUGUUUUUUAAAACAAAACUUUUAUUUUAGAGUUCUUCUUGUUCUUUGACUUUUACAGCCAACAGUCCGUGUCCGUUCAUCAAGGAUGAAGAGAAACAAUAUGCAGGCUGUCUUGUUUUAUUCCUUCCUUUUUGGGGGAGGGGGCGGGAGGUGGGCUUACUAACUUAAUGCCUUAAAGAAAUAUGUACAGUCUUACCUGUGGUUUCACAGCUAAAGUUCUCAGUGCCGUUGCUAGUUAAAACAAAUAUUCAAUGUCCAUGUGUAUUGUACUGGCCCAGGAAAGGCAGGAGGUAGUAUGGCAGAGUAGGAGAAGAGGAGAGCAACUGAGAAAGCUCUGGAGAGAAAAGCCAAAGAAUUGCAAAAGGAGACCUUCUGCCAAGUCCUAGUAUAUUGGAAGAAGAGAGACCUCCCCCAAUGGGAUCACAGAUCUAAUCAAUGGGAAGUGAUGUCAUGAAAUAGAAGUUGCAUGGGUUUCUAAAGCAGUGGUUAAGCAACAGCAUAUUAAUCCACAGAGCUACCUGAAGCACUUAUCUUCCAAAUUAAACAGAGAGAUAUUGUGUGUGUGUGGUUUGUGCCUGAAGGAAGUGUCAUAGUUACAUAGUUUCAUAGUAGCUAGGGUCAGGAGGGACCUGAACAGAUCUUCUAGCCUGACCCCCUGCCACAGGCAGGAAUGAAUGCUGGGUUCUCAAGACCGCAGACAGGUGAUCAUCC
Molecule: messenger RNA, 1659 nt
Organism: Alligator sinensis (Chinese alligator)
Lineage: Eukaryota; Metazoa; Chordata; Crocodylia; Alligatoridae
Product: synaptojanin-2-binding protein
Exons: 4
Coding region: 165-602 (145 amino acids)
Molecular function (GO): protein binding
Source: RefSeq, a predicted model, not a curated record